Molecule: messenger RNA, 1879 nt
Organism: Python bivittatus (Burmese python)
Lineage: Eukaryota; Metazoa; Chordata; Lepidosauria; Squamata; Pythonidae
Source: RefSeq, a predicted model, not a curated record
AUGCAGGCUAGCAAGAAACAAGUUCACUUCAGCAUUUCCAGGCAGAUCAGGCGACAGACCCCGGAUAUCUUGCAGGAAACUGGCUGGGAUUGCCACGGUAACCAUCUGCCCUUCCUUGCUCAGAGGAACAAUCUUAACAAGAGUGUCCUCCAUGCAGUUACCUGUCAUGAAAAAGUGGUGAUUGUCCAAAAAGAUAAUGCAGAGUCCCUGGGAAUGACUGUGGCAGGAGGUCCAUCCUCCCAUAGGGAAUGGGAUUUGCCUAUCUAUGUCUUAAGUGUUGAACUGGGUGGAGUUAUCAACAGAGAUGGCCGAAUAAAAACAGGAGAUAUUCUGAUCAGCGUGAAUGGAAUUGAUCUGACAGGUGUCAGCCGUGAAGAGGCAGUAGCCCAUUUGAAAAAUGUCUGCUCAUCAGUUGUGUUCAAAGCACUAGAACUGAAAGCAUGUGAGACCAUGGAAGGAGAAAAUGGGGAUCUAUUGCGUGAUGCCAAUUUGAACCCAUCCAGUCAGAGUGAGUGGUCUCCCUCCUGGGUGAUGUGGCUUGAAUUACCGAGGUCUUUGUACAGCUGCAAAGAAAUUGUAUUGCGAAGAAACACAGCAGGAAGUCUUGGCUUCAGUAUAGUGGGAGGUUAUGAAGAAAACAGUGGAAACAAACCAUUCUUUAUCAAAUCCAUUGUCGAAGGGACCCCAGCAUAUAAUGAUGGAAGAAUGAGGUGUGGUGACAUCCUCCUUGCAGUGAAUGGCAGGAACAUCUCAGGAAUGGUGCAUGCCUGUUUGGCAAGAAUGCUAAAAGAACUGAAGGGGAAACUUACUCUCACCAUUGUAUCUUGGCCUGGCACCUUUUUAUAAAGAUGGAUUUCAACUGGAAGCAAAUGCAUCACUCACCCAGCCACUUCCCGUGUACUUGUUUAAAAAAAAAGUAGUGAAGUAUAAAUGUGCAUUACAUAAGCAGAAGUCUUAAAAAUGCCCCAUGGUAUGUGUUUGAGAAAAACAUGCUCUCUUCAACUAUGGAAAGCUACUGAUGUAAAUCAAGGUACACAACUUACUGCAUUAUGUUUCAUGUUUGUAUUUUUAUAUCUAUGUUUCACCUGCCCUUUAUAUAAAGAAGGAAAUGACUUUACCUAAUUUGAAAGUGGUUUCAAAAUCCUUGAAGUGAUAUAAUACUUUUCUAAUGAUUACAAUGACAGCAUCUAUGCAAGACAUAGAAGGCUGUCUGAUGAAUCUAUUAAAUUCCUUUUUGUGCUCAGUAAAAGACAGUUUUUUUAAAGUUUUCUUCCUAAUAUAUUAUAAUUGUGUAUUUUAUUUCUACUAUUCAAUUAAUUGUAAUUUGUAAAGCCAGAUUAAUUUAAUUAAAAAAGGACAAAAAUACUCAUUUGCAUGAAACUUUCUACUUCAUGGAAUCAACCAUUUCAUUUGAGUGUUCUGUUUUACUCAGUUUUCAUCCUUCCAUUCUGUGUUGGGCUCUUAUAAAUCAGCAUCCUAACAACAAGAAUAAGGUGCAGUAACUCACCUGGAUAAGCAAAGAAUAAAGCAAGAAACUGCCUGAUUUAUCUGCACUGAACUACCAACAAAAAGGCCAGUCUGAUCUAACACAGGAGAGCAUCACAUCUGGAUGCUAUUGACACACUAAAGAAUACUAGCCAAGAUAUGCUAAUUUUUAUUAUAGUUAUUGUAUAAGCAAAGGAAAAGCAAGUUUGUCAUAUGGAACUCUGCCUUUUAAAUAAGAAACUAUAUACAUUUAUUUAUCUGAAGGGCUAAACAAAAUUCAUCCUUCAGAGAACUGACUGUUGAGUGCCCGGAAUAACUGCAACGUGUGAAAUAAUUAUUUUAUAUGGGAAGCCUUUGUAUUAGUUCUGCAUUUUCCUCUUUGAUGAUCUUGGAU